Molecule: messenger RNA, 1617 nt
Organism: Naegleria lovaniensis
Lineage: Eukaryota; Heterolobosea; Eutetramitea; Acrasida; Naegleriidae
Exons: 6
Coding region: 1-1617 (538 amino acids)
Cellular component (GO): ciliary basal body; cilium
Molecular function (GO): microtubule binding
Source: RefSeq, a predicted model, not a curated record
AUGCCUAAAAAGAAAGAAGAGAAGAAAUCCACUCCCGAACAAACGCCCGAGGAACUCAAGUCGCAACUUGAUGAUUUAAAAUUGCAAUUUAAUUCUGAAAAAACCACUCUCUCUCUUGCGAUACAAACGCUAACUAAAAAAGUAGAGAGGAAAACGGAAGAAUGUCAACGACUGGAACAUAAAAUUGCAGAAUUGAAAUUAAUCAUAGAGGCUAGAAUUCAGGAUAAUAAAGCCAUUUUGGAACAAUUUGAUAUUGAUCGAAGAAAAUCCGAACAAUCUGUUGAAUAUUUGCAAAAAGAAAAUGAUAAUUUAUUACAAAAACUGAGUGAAGUAAAAUAUCACUACGAAUCAACCAUCUCUGAGAUCACUCGAACCAAAGAUAAAGAAAUUAUUGACUUGAAGCAUUUACUGAACACAACAAGGCAUAAUGAAACACAAGUAGAAGAUAUUCAGAAACUGAAAAACGAAUUGGAAGAAGAAAAUUCAUCUUUGAAAAAGCAAAUUCGACGACUGAAAGAUGAACAUUUUGUUGAAAUUAUGCAAAUGAAAAAGAUGUUUGAAGAAGAGUUGAAAUCUCAAGAGCAAAAUUUAAUAGAAGGCUUUACAUCAGAAAAACAAGCAAUCAUCAAAUCUACAGAUGAACAUCUAAGUAAGAAAACACUACAAACCAUGCAGAAAAAUCAACAAUUAAAAGAGAGAAUUGAACAUAGUACACAAGAGGCUGGAAAAAUAAUAUCUGAAAACAAGAGACUAGAAGAAGAAAACAAACAAUUAAGACACGAAACUAAUAUGGAGAAAAUAGGAAUGGAUGAAAUGCAAAAGAAAUUAGCAUCCUAUCUCAAAACAAUUAAAUCUCUCUCACAAAAGAUUAAAGAAAUGGAAGCUCAAAAACACAUUGAUACACCCACACGAGAAAAGUAUAAAAAUUAUACUCUUGAGGAAAUGAAGAAUUUGGCUGAAGAAAAAGAUUUACUAGUUGCGAGUGCUCGAAAGGAAAUUGAAACUCUCAAAGAUCGUUUAGAUUUGUACAAAAAGUCAAUGGCCAAGUAUGAAGCACAAAUUCAAACCGAAGAUGAAAUUGGAAAAUUUAUCAUACAAGUCAUGAAUGAUAUUAAAUUAGGUUAUUGGAAAGAGAAGGGUGAAGAAAUUCGAGAUGCCUACAAUAAGAAAAAAGGAGAUCAAUGGAAACCAGAAAAGGAUGUCAUUCCCAUGAAUUUAACCAAAUUAUCAGUACAAGAGAGAGAAACAUUGUUCAGUUUUUUACUUUCCAAAUUGCACACAUUUGAUCGAAAAAACAUUCGAAAAGAACCUUCUACGAAUGAUUUAUUGUCAAAUCAUCAGAAUAAUAUUACGAGUAGUGGUGGUGCUGGUGCUCGUGUUGGUUCUGGUGGUGGUUCUGCAACAAGUAAUAAUCAUCAUUCAAGGUCUUCACCUUCCCUAUACUCUCCUUCUCAAUCUCCAGUGGUUGUAAAUACUUCUCCAAUCCUUGCAAACAGUGACCAUGGUGCAGGUGGUGGUGUUGCGAGUAGUGAGGAAUUUACUCUUCCUCCCAUUCAUUAUCAUGUGAGUUACAAACAACGACUUGCAGAGUUCAGAAAGAAAACUGAAAAGUAUUAA